AUGUCCGGCAGCUGUCUUACAGCGAAAGAUUGCUCGCAGAUGGCUACACANNGGCGCAUUGGUGCACUGAAACACAACAAAAGGUUGCUCCGGUUUGGAUUGAAUGCCAAGAGACAACGGGAUGUGCCGACGGAUUUGGGCGCAGUUCUGGCAGUCUCAGCAUGCUCCAGUCACACGUGUGCAGUGAGAUCAGAUGGGCAGUUGGUCUGCUUUGGGCGCAUUGGGCGCGACGCCGGGCCGUUGUGCGCUGUGCCGACGAAUUUGGGAGCAGUCGUGGCAGUCUCAGCAGGCGUCGGUCACACGUGUGCAGUGAGAUCAGAUGGUCAGUUGGUUUGCUUUGGAGGUAACGCCUACAAACAAUGCGAUGUGCCGACGGAUUUGGGAGCAGUUGUGGCAGUCUCAGCAGGCUUCGGUCACACGUGUGCCCUGAGAUCAGAUGGUCAGUUGGUCUGCUUUGGAUGGAGCAGGGACGGACAAUGCGAUGUGCCGACGGAUUUGGGAGCAGUUGUGGCGGUCUCAGCAGGCUCCCUUCACACGUGUGCAGUGAGAUCAGAUGGUCAGUUGGUCUGCUUUGGAGACAACUUCGCCGGACAAUGCGAUGUGCCGACGGAUUUGGGAGCAGUUGUGGCAGUCUCAGCAGGCGACCUUCACACGUGUGCAGUGAGAUCAGAUGGUCAGUUGGUCUGCUUUGGAGCUAAACGCGACGGACAAUGCCAUGUGCCGACGGAUUUGGGAGCAGUUGUGGCAGUCUCAGCAGGCGGUCGUCACACGUGUGCAGUGAGAUCAGAUGGUCAGUUGGUCUGCUUUGGAUUGAGCAGCUUCGGACAGCGCGAUGUGCCGACGGAUUUGGGAGCAGUUGUGGCAGUCUCAGCAGGCUUCUGUCACACGUGUGCCCUGAGAUCAGAUGGUCACUUGGUCUGCUUUGGAAUGAGCAACUUCGGACAGUGCGAUGUGCCGACGGGUCUUUGA
This is a messenger RNA of Symbiodinium necroappetens, 969 nucleotides long. Lineage: Eukaryota; Dinophyceae; Suessiales; Symbiodiniaceae. The record is from the annotation of a GenBank genome assembly.